Linum trigynum is the source of this 5641-nucleotide messenger RNA. Lineage: Eukaryota; Viridiplantae; Streptophyta; Magnoliopsida; Malpighiales; Linaceae. The record is from the annotation of a GenBank genome assembly.
AUCACCCGUGGGCAACCAAAUCCCUACGUAGAUUAUAGGCUAAGACAAAAAGGAACACCCUCUUUUAACUCUUUUGAAAUAAGAAUCCACAAAAGCAAUGAUAUGAGAUUUAUGGACGUUGAAGAUGACACAAUUGUAUAACAAAUAUACUCUACUUUUUGAGCAUCUUCAUAACAACAAUAGCAACAAAGUUGAUCCAUCACAAGACAACUAACUAUAGGCUUUUAACUUAGAAUUUCAAGGAAAGAUGAAAGUCUCUAUAAAGUAAGUGAAAAUUAAGAAUUUGGGUCAUGACUAUUUAUUAAUCAAACCUUUUUCAUAUUCUUUUUUAUUAGCCAAACCUAUUGAAUUCUAAUAAUUAGCCAAAUGUUAACAUUCAGUUAGCAAUUUUGUUAGUAUUAUUGACUUGGCAACAUGAUACUGACUUGGAAGAGACACAUGAAGGUCAACAUUUCAAAAUUUUAGUAUUUUAACUAAGAAAAGAGUUACAAAAUUAUUAACGAUAGCAUAAAAAUGGCUAAUACUUUGACAUGUUACAAAAUGUUUGGCUAAUUCUUAGUAUUUCAACAGAUUUGGCUAAAAUAAAAGAAUCCGAAAAAUGUAUGGGCAAUAAAUAGACAUUACCCAAAAAUAAAUAUGCGGAAUAUUUUUCAAAUCUAUAGAAGAAUAAUCACUCGAGAAACUUGUCAUCUAUGUUUGCAGCCUUUGUACUAAUUUUAAAUCUCUUACUAGCAAGCAUAUCUAUUGUUAUUGGACUCUAAUUAUAUAUGAUGAUAUCGCAGUCAAUGGUUCAUCAGGUGAACCAAUUAUUGAAAGAGUUGGACCGCUUGGGGAAAGGGAUAGACCACUUGAUGGAAGUGGUAUACCGUUUUUUUGUAUAGUGGAAGAGGUUGACCGUUUGUUGAACAUAGCAAAAUGAAAAAUUCCAACAAUGAGAUCGACCAUGUCAAUAAAGAUGUCGACUGUUUUGUCCAAAUAGAUCAACCAUAUCAGUGAACAAAUCGACCAUUUUGUUCAAGUCACAGUAACUUGCAAGUCAACAUAGUCCGUAGCAAAAUCCUAACUUUUGUUUCUACCCUUGCUCCUUUUAACUUUCCCCCUCUAUUACUUCCUUUAAUUCUUUUUUCAAUAAAGUAUCUCAAUUAUUAAAAAAAUGAUGUUUUUUUUCCCCAAUAGAUAACCAAAAAUGAUGUUGUUAAAUGCAUCCAUAUUGUAAAGCAUGGAAAAAAAUGAUCAAACUUGGGAGAAAUUAUUUGACUGAUUGGGGGAAUAUUAUUAGGGAGAGCGUAAUCCAGUCUCCUCGUCGCCCACGGACACAAUGGAUAGAAGAAGAAACAACCACCCAUCUUCUCACUGUCUUCUUCCACUCCUCUCUUUCCCCCUUUCUCUUCUUCUCCUCCUCCUCCUCCUCCUUCUUCACUCUCCGCUCUCUUCCAAUUCGGCUUCCACACCAGAAAUUGUCGGCUAUGGCUACUCCCUCGGAUCCGUUUCCGUUGACCUACCCAGUCACUCGCUGACCGCCGAUCUCAAUCUUAUCCAGAGCUCCGACGUCUAUGGACCCGAUAUUCCCACUCUCACCCUCUCCGCCUGCUUCGAGACGGAUGAGCGAAUUAGAAUCCGAAUUUCGGAUCCCGAGAACGCCAGAUGGGAAGUCCCCGGCGAAAUCAUCCCCCGUCCCUCCGCCGGGAAGCCACUCUCGACCGGUCAUUCACCGGCGAGCGGCCGCCGGGUGAUGCUGGAGGAGACCGGGCUACUCUCUCACCCAAAAUCGGACCUCGUCUUCGCCAUACAGAAAACGGAGCCCUUCGGAUGCGCCGUCUCCCGCAAGUCCACCGGCGACGUCCUGUUCGACGCCUCCCCCGAUGGCUCCGAUCCCGGCAGCAGCUUCCUCGUCUUCAAGGACCAGUACAUCCAGCUGUCUUCUUCACUCGCUGGGGACCGAUCUUCGAUCUACGGCCUCGGGGAGCACACCAAGCCCAAUUUCAAGCUGACCCACAACCAGACGUUGACCCUCUGGAACGCAGAUCUCGCCAGCGCGUCUCCCGACGUCAAUCUGUACGGUUCCCACCCCUUCUACAUCGACGUUAGGUCGCAAUCCGCCGAUGGGAAAUCGCCGGCGGGAGCCACUCACGGUGUGCUGCUACUGAACAGCAACGGGAUGGAUGUGGUUUAUACAGGGGACAGGAUAACGUACAAGGCAAUCGGCGGGAUUCUAGACUUGUACAUCUUCGCCGGCCCGUCGCCGGUGGAGGUGAUUGAUCAGUAUACUAAGCUCAUCGGCCGCCCUGCUCCGAUGCCGUAUUGGUCCUUUGGGUUUCAUCAAUGCAAAUACGGGUACAAGGACGUGACGGAGCUGGAGGAAGUGGUCGCCGGUUACGCCAAAUCAGGGAUUCCUCUGGAAGUGAUGUGGUCGGAUAUCGAUUACAUGGACGCUUACAAGGAUUUCACUCUGGAUCCGGUCAAUUUCCCAGUUCUUCAGAUGAGGAAUUUCGUCAACAAGCUUCACCAAUUCGGUCAGAAGUACGUCGUCAUCUUGGAUCCUGGUAUCAACGUCAAUGAGAGUUAUGAGACAUACAACCGAGGGAUGGAAGCAGAUAUCUUCAUCAAACGAGACGGUUCGCCUUACUUAGGAUCGGUUUGGCCCGGACCCGUUUACUUCCCGGAUUUUCUGAACCCAAACACAUCGGACUUCUGGAGGAAGGAGAUCGAAACGUUUCGCUACAUUCUCCCCGUCGACGGGAUAUGGCUAGACAUGAACGAAGUGUCGAAUUUCAUCACCUCAGCGCCAACUCCCAAUUCGACCCUCGACGACCCUCCGUACAAGAUCAACAACGCAGGAAACCAGAGGCCGAUCAACAACAAGACCACUCCGGCAACUUGCCUCCACUUCGGUAACGCGACAGAGUACGACGUCCACAACAUGUACGGACUGCUGGAAGCCAGAGCGACGCAGGAGGCUUUGAUUAAGGUGACAGGGAAGCGUCCAUUCAUACUAUCUCGAUCGACAUUCGUGAGUUCCGGCAAGUACACGGCGCAUUGGACCGGUGACAUUGCUUCGACUUGGGAUGAUCUCGCCAACACGAUUCCUUCCAUUUUGAGUUCCGGGUUGUUUGGGAUUCCGAUGGUGGGUGCUGACAUAUGCGGGUUCUCGUUAAACACGACGGAAGAGCUCUGCCUGCGAUGGAUUCAGCUGGGAGCCUUCUACCCAUUCGCUAGAGAUCACUCCGAGAAGGGCUCCGUAAGCCAAGAGCUCUACCGCUGGGAAUCGGUGGCUGAAGCAGCGAGGAAGGUUUUGGAGCUCCGAUACAGGCUUUUCCCCUAUCUCUACACAUUGAUGAUGGAGGCAACAGAGAGAGGGACACCAAUUGCAAGACCACUGUUCUUCUCCUUCCCAGAGGACACCAACACUUACGCAAUCGAUCACCAGUUUUUGCUGGGCGGCGGUGUGAUGGUGACUCCAGUGGUGAAGCAAGGAGCAGUGUUUGUCGACGCGUAUUUCCCGGCAGGGGUUUGGUUCAGCCUAUUUGAUCACUCCGACGUGGUGAUCGCUGGCACCACGGGGAGGUACGUCACUCUGGAGGCGCCACUGGACAAGAUGAACGUUCACUUGAAGGACGGGUACAUCUUGCCAAUGCAAAGGGAAGCGAUGACGACCAGGGAGGCUCGUACGACGCCAUUUCAUCUGGUGGUAGCGUUGGGACUGCAGGACGGGAGAAGCAGCGGGGAGGUGUACUUGGAUGAUGGGGAGAGGGUGGAGAUGGGGGAAGAAGGUGGGGAUUGGACUAAGGUGAGGUUUCGCGGCGGCGAGGUAAAUGGUACGAAUGGAGCAUUUCUGAGGUCGGAGAUUGUGAACGGAAGGUUAAACUGGGGAUGGAUUGUAGACAGGGUGACUUUCUUGGGAUUGAAGGCAGAUCAGGUUGGCGGGAGAUGUGAGGUAUUCAUAUCCAAGGGUUCGAAUCUGGGUAGCAACUCCGCGAUGGUAAAGACUAGCCCGAACAGUGGCAACGGCAGCAGCUCGCAGUUUGCGACGGUUGAGAUAUCUCAACUGUCGAUGCUCGUGGGCGAAGAGUUCCAUCUGGAGCUCAAGUUCAAUCAGCCAUUGCAGUGAAGAUCAUGCUGACAAUACUAUUGUGCUUCUAAUAUAUAUAUAUUUUAUAGUGGUGAUCCAAUGCAUUGAAAGCAAACAAAAGGUACUGCUUCUAAUAAAUUGAAAUCAGUCAGUUAUAUAUAGUUGAAACAAGUUAAUAAAUUACCGUUCGAGGCAACGGUUCGGUUUCUUUCUUGUUCGAAUCCAGAUGGGUUUUCGCUCAUACCUUCUAUUUCCCAGCUUCUCCUCCAAAAGCGUCAGGCAUUUCAGAUACGAAGGGUUGUCCGCCUCUGAGAUGGGGCUACCAGGCAGGGGCUUCCUCGGCUGGGGGUAUGGUGCUUAUGACCUCAGACCAUGAUUUACUUUUGGCUAGGGGAUUCAGUUUCCUGACCUGGUUGAUCUUAUGGUCAUUGAAUUACUGACCCUUCGGGGGGCUAUUGGCUGGUGUUUGGGUAUGGGGUUCACGGAGGUUAGGUUUGAUGGAGAUGCCAAGGUGAUUAUUGACAAAAUUAUUUUGCGGCAGGCCAGUGAUAAUCGGGUGUGAGCUAUUCUGGAAGAAGUUUUACACUAUUUUCAUUCUCAUCCGGGGUUGGGUGUGCGGUUUGUAGGUCGGAAUAACAAUAGUGUAGCCCACAGGGUGGCUAGGAAGGCCCUUUCUUUGUCUCCGACUAUGAGUCGUGUUUUUUAUUUCCAGGCCUGGCUGUAGCGGUGUACAUGGGUCGGGUGGUUCGGGUUUAGUCAUUUUAAUCACUCGAUCCAUGCACUACGGUUUGGGAAAUAUCAAAUCCAAACCCACCCAAAAAAAAUUAAACCCUACAGUUUGUUUCUAAUUGGGUUGGGUCGGGUUGGGUUGGCGAUAUUUUUAAGUAAAAACCCAACCCAACAUAAAAUAUAUAAUUAUUCUAUAUCACAAAAAUAUUUUAUAACUAAUUAAAAUUUCAAACGAAUGAACCGAGGUGAAAGGUAUCAAAAUUCACAAAUGUUGUUUGAAUUUUAAUAAAAUGUGAUCUACUUCAACAUAUGUCUUGUUUUUCUUACAAUAUUUGUUGAAAUAGGCUAAAAAUGUUAUAAACAAACGCGUCCAUAAUAUGUUAUUCUAUUAAAAUUGUACACAAGAAAAAGGAUUACGUGAAUCAUAACUAUAUUCAAUUUAUGUCUAAACUUUAAGUCGAAGAAUGCAUUAGAUUAGGGAGACCAUGAGAGAAAAACAUGCCGAAAAAUCUUAAUUUUCUCAUAAGUAUAUGACUAUAUACGACAUAAAUAUUUUUUAGAUCCAAACUCAUACUAAUAGUUGGAACACGGGUUGGGUCGGGUUCUACGGGUUGUGUAAUCCAAACCCAACCCAAAAGAGGCGGGUUGUACAAAAGAAAACCCUCACCCAACCCAAAACCUUCGUUUUAGCGAUAAAUACGGGUGGGUUGGGUCGGGUUGGACGAGUGGGUCGGUUUGCGGGUGUGUUUGUUCACCCCUACCUGGAUGGUCUCCAAGAUGUAAUUAUCUCUUUUUUUUAUAGAUAAUUAUCUCUUCUUGAAUCAAUAUAAGAUUACCUUUUUG